CCGUCAUCCCGCUACUUGUUAGCGGGAUCUAGAGAUACCGCGAAUGAAUCGCGGUAUGACAUAGGGAACCCUUUCUUGGGUUAGCUAUAGAUUUACUUCGCAUAUUCAGCUAAUUUUUAUUACAAUUACAACAAAAUAAUUUUGGCUUUGAUGAAAACUGUAUAUGUAUGUCAAUCCUGUGGUCACAGCACUGGUAGGUGGGUAGGGAAGUGUAUUGCAUGUGACAAUUGGGAUACAGUUGUUGAGGAAAUAGCAGUAAAAACGGGCAAAAGAAGUAUAUCUGCGCCAAUUUUAAUAAAGACGUUAUCGGGUAGCGAAAUUAUCACUCCAAGUCGUUUUUUAACAGGAAUAGAAGAAUUAGAUAGAGUUUUUGGUGGGGGUAUCGUUCAAGGUGCUAGCAUUUUAAUUGGUGGCGAACCUGGAAUUGGGAAAUCUACCCUUUUGCUUAGAAUUGCAGCUAAUGUUGUGCAACUUUCCUCUUUUGAAUGUCUUUAUGUAUCUGGCGAGGAAUCUUUAGAGCAGUGUCUUUAACUGAUGUAGUAGCAACAAUAAAGGAAAAUAAAAGUAUUAAAUUCUUAGUAAUUGACUCUAUACAAACAAUGUAUGAUAGCAGAAUUACAUCGGCACCAGGCACUGUAACUCAGGUCCGCACUUGCGCACAUGAAUUAACUAUUCUUGCGAAACAAUAUGGUAUUUCCCUCUUAAUAGUUGGCCAUAUAACUAAGGAUGGACAAAUAGCUGGACCUAAAACUUUGGAGCAUAUGGUGGAUACGGUAUUAUAUUUUGAAGGUGAAAAUAGUAAUCAAUAUCGCAUUUUACGCACUAUUAAAAAUAGAUUUGGCCCUGCAAAUGAAAUUGGUGUUUUUGAGAUGUCUGAAGCAGGACUUGUGCCUGUUGAUAACCCAUCAUCAUUGUUUCUGAUGGCCCAUGACAGAGAAGUAGUUGGCAGCGCCGUAUUUGCAGGAAUUGAAGGUUCAAGACCAAUUUUAAUGGAAGUGCAAGCAUUAAUAGCAGGGACUAAUAUGGCAACCCCAAGAAGGGCAGUAGUUGGGUGGGAUAUUAAUCGAUUGGCUAUGAUCAUCGCGGUGCUAAAUGCUUGUUGCAAAAUGUUUUUGCAUGAUAAAGAGGUAUACCUAAACAUUGCAGGGGGACUCAAAAUACAGGAACCAUCGGCUGAUCUUGCUGUUGCUGCUUCCCUUAUUUCAAGUGUAGUAAAUUUACCGCUGCCAACUUCUUCAAUAAUCUGCGGUGAAGUUGCACUUUCAGGAGAAAUUAGGAAUGUCUCGCAUGCUGAUCUCAGACUAAAAGAAGCACAAAAGUUAGGAUUCAAAAAAGCAAUUAUGCCUAAAAAUGGUAAUUACUCUUCUCAUGAUAUUGAGAUAAUUAAGCUUGGUCACGUAAGGGAAUUAAGAGAAAUUUUUAAUUACAAUUAAAUAACGCUUCAGCAAAUUCUUUGCUAGUAAACUCCCUUAAGUCCUCUAUAUUUUCGCCAAUUCCUAUAGCAUGUAACUUUAUCUUAUAAGCUUCUGCAAGUCCAAUUACCACUCCGCCCUUAGCAGUGCCAUCUAACUUUGUUACGAUUAGCCCGGUAACAUUAACCAUUUUGCUAAAUGCUUCUAAUUGGCUAUAAGCAUUUUGGCCGGUAGUUGCAUCAAGAACUAAAAUAACGUCAUGAGGGGCAGUACCAUCCAAUUUCUUUAUCGUUCUAUAUAUUUUUGAUAACUCCUCCAUAAGGUUCACAUUAUUUUGCAGCCUUCCUGCUGUGUCAAUUAGAACAACAUCAACGUUAUCCUUUAUAGCUUGACUUACAGCUCUAUAUGCCACACUUGCAGAGUCGCUACCGUACUCUCCAGUAACAAUCAAGCAAUCAGAACGUUCUGCCCAAAUGUUUAAUUGCUCACUAGCAGCAGCUCUAAA
Drosophila ananassae is the source of this 1917-nucleotide messenger RNA. Its product is annotated as DNA repair protein RadA-like. Gene Ontology annotation, cellular component: cytosol. Gene Ontology annotation, molecular function: ATP-dependent DNA damage sensor activity; ATP binding; DNA binding. Bases 486 to 1433 code for a protein of 315 amino acids. The transcript has 2 exons. The record is from RefSeq and is a predicted model, not a curated record. Lineage: Eukaryota; Metazoa; Arthropoda; Insecta; Diptera; Drosophilidae. Gene Ontology annotation, biological process: recombinational repair.